AUGACGGUUGCCGAUCAGUUAAUGAAGAAAAAAAAACAGAAAAAAAAGCAGGAGCAGGGUCUGCUUUGCUUUUAUGAUCACGAGGAGGAUCGGCGUCAUAGUCAGUGGCUUAAGGACCAGGGGCACGUGCGCGAGACCCUCAAAGUUCAUUGGCUGGAUAUGAUUAUGGGUAAGCCAUUGCUUUGCUUGACCUACUUGGCGCGCGUGGGGACAACCGUGGGAUUCUUCCACGGAGUGGGGCGCUCGGUGUAUCUUUAUCGUACUAUGGACAAGAUAUAUAUUAAGCUCCAUGGUGUUAGCUUUGCGGGCAUCGCCUUGUGCGAAGCUAGUAUUUCGAUUGUGAAGGGCGCCCUUGUGGCGGCGGCUGGCACUGCGGGUAUAGUAGUGGGUGAAUCUGCGACGAGCAUUACGAGAGCGAUUACCACCAGAGAUGUCUCUGUGCCGGAGCGUGCAUGGAUUAACGUUUGGGUUUGUGGUACUUCUGGCGGGCUUUUCGCUUUGGGGUUGGGGUUGGGUUGGGGGGGGGGGGGGGCGUUUACAGCUUUGCACGCUUCCAUCCUGACACCUUGGGGAAUGGCGGCGACUGUGAUGGGUUUUACAGCUGUCAGCUCCCUCCUGGGACUCGCACUAGCCUGUAUCACAUAUCAUCCCUUUGCUGCUGCACGUCAGGGUCGCACUUACGACCCCUACUGGCACCCAUGGUACACGAGGAGACUUAAUGACGGUGGCGGUGCCUACAUGCGUGGGAGGUACAUCUGA
Messenger RNA from Trypanosoma rangeli, 759 nucleotides. RefSeq lists its product as uncharacterized. NCBI's taxonomy places the organism in Eukaryota, Euglenozoa, Kinetoplastea, Trypanosomatida, Trypanosomatidae. The coding region runs from base 1 to 759 and encodes 252 amino acids. The transcript has a single exon. The record is from RefSeq and is a predicted model, not a curated record.